Psammomys obesus (fat sand rat) is the source of this 1647-nucleotide messenger RNA. RefSeq names its product complement C5-like. NCBI's taxonomy places the organism in Eukaryota, Metazoa, Chordata, Mammalia, Rodentia, Muridae. Bases 47 to 1111 code for a protein of 354 amino acids. Gene Ontology annotation, molecular function: endopeptidase inhibitor activity. Gene Ontology annotation, cellular component: extracellular region. The transcript is spliced from 11 exons. Gene Ontology annotation, biological process: inflammatory response; complement activation. The record is from RefSeq and is a predicted model, not a curated record.
UAGCUUCAAAGAGGUGACAUAUUUGGUUCUGAUCCCAUCUCAAGCCAUGUGUUUUUGGGGGAUAUUUUUGUGUUUGAUCUUCCUGGAGAAAAGUUGGGGACAGAUACAAAUGUCGUGUUGGCCCAAGCCUUUGAUUCCAGAACUUGAGAGGCAGAGAUGCACCGUUGUAACACCAAAAGUCUUCCGAGUCGGAGAAUAUGAACAAGUUACAUUUGAAGCCCACGGUCACACUGACCCAUUUGAUGUAACCAUCUCUAUAAAAAGUUACCCUGAUAAAAAUGCUAAUUACUCUUCAAGCUCUGUACAUUUAUCACCAGAAAAUAAAUUCAAAAACUCUACAAUCUUAACAAUUCAGCCCAAACAGUUGUCUGAAGGGCAAAACUCGUCUUCGCAUGUGUAUUUGGAAGUUGUGUCCAAGCAUUUUUCAACAUCAAAAAUAAUGUCAAUCGUCUAUGACAAUGGCACUCUCUUCAUUCAGACUGACAAGCCUGUGUACACUCCAGAGCAGCCUGUAAAGGUUGCCGUGUAUUCGCUGGAUGAAGCCUUAAAGCCAGUCACCAGAGAGACAGUCUUAACGUUCAUAGACCCUGAAGGAUCCGAAGUUGGCAUAGUAGAAGGAAGCAAUCAUACUGGAAUCACCUCUUUCCCUGACUUCAGGAUUCCUACUAACCCUAAGCCCGGUAGAUGGAUGAUCAAGGCUAAAUAUAGAGAAGAUGCUUCAACAGCUGGAACCACACACUUUGAAAUUAAAGAGCAUGAUAAAGCUUUCAAAAUAGCCCUCGUUCCAACAAGUGAUCUGGAACACCCAAUGGAAGAAGCACGUGGCCUGAGUCUCCAGCCAAAAAAGUCCCUGCAAGAGAUGAUACAUGAGCAAGCUUCGAAAUACAAACAUCCAGUACUGAAGAAAUGUUGUUAUGAUGGAGCCAGAUAUAACCACCAUGAAACCUGUGAGGAACGAGUUGCCCGUGUGAAAAUAGGCCCAAACUGUGUCAGAGCCUUCAGUGAAUGCUGUGCCCUGGCUAGCGAGAAUACCUUUAAGAAUAUCCUCAUGUCGCGUCCCGAUGACAGUGGAUAUUUUACUUUAUCUGCUACCAUACUGGAAAAUGCUUAAUCUUAUUCCCUGCAAGUAUUUGAAGAUUACAAGUAUUUUCUGUGCCUUCACUUUUGCUGGAAACUAAUGCACAAAAUCAAACGGAGUUCAUACAGCAGUGAAGCCCUUCCGCUGUAACUUUGCCAUAAAUAGCCUUGGCUGCACGGAGGUCAUUUCAUAACCGUAAUUUAUCCACUGGUCUCACAAGUGAGACCAAGCUGAUAAAAACAAAUUCACCAGAAGAGUUUGAUUGCCAUGCCUAGUGACCUUGCCCAUCUUCCUGUCAGGACCCUCGGUGCCCUAACAUAGUAGAGGGUGCUCGGGGGACACUCACCGCCACAAAGAAAGCUGCCAUCCAGCCCCGGGAGAGCUGUGGAGUCAACAGCACACACCGUGUGGGCCACCGUGCUGCCCAGGUGUCCAUAAUGCUACACUAAGUCGCCACGAAUAAUCAGUUGUGCCAGCAGAGUAUGGGAGCCGCUAAAGGAUACUAUGCUUGUAAAUGUGUAUCACAAUCAGAAUGUUUAAAUCAAUAAAAUAGUAUUGCCCGCGUUGAA